Camelina sativa (false flax) is the source of this 615-nucleotide messenger RNA. NCBI's taxonomy places the organism in Eukaryota, Viridiplantae, Streptophyta, Magnoliopsida, Brassicales, Brassicaceae. The record is from RefSeq and is a predicted model, not a curated record.
AGCCAAGAAAAAAAUGUCCGAAGAAGGUAGCCAAGUCGGCGACAACGCUUCAACCCUGCAAUCGAAGGUGCGAUCUGAGACAACUCGUCCAAGGAUCGCUCCUUAUAUUCUGAGCAAAGUUUAUGAAAUAAGUAAGGUGAAGAAAGAAGGGGAAAAGCCUAAAGUUGCCUCGGAGUCGUCUACCCAUGUUACCCUAAACGUCAAGGGUCAGGACGAGGAAGGGGUUCGAGUGUUUAAGGUGAGAAGGAACGCUAAGUUGCUUAGGUUGAUGGAACAUUACACCGAAAUGAGAGGCGUCGAGUGGAACACAUUUGGCUUUCUGUUGGAUGGUUCUAGGAUUCGAGAGUAUCAUACACCGGAUGAGCUGGAGCUUAAGGAUGGAGAUGAAAUUGACGCAAUGCAGUGCUGUAUCAACUAAGUGGUUCUGCUUCAUCUUCUAUAUAAUAUUUACAGUUCAAGUUUUUAUGGUGUGGCUGUUAUAUAGUACGCAGAUUCAGAUUUCUAGUUUCAUGUUAUAUAUAUAACCACUCCCGAAUGUUAAUAUGUAUGACCCUUUUUGUUGUACUUGAACCUAGGCAUAGACCAGAUAUAUUUAAUCUUCUAAAGUUGAUUGUA